Messenger RNA from Cercopithifilaria johnstoni, 213 nucleotides. NCBI's taxonomy places the organism in Eukaryota, Metazoa, Nematoda, Chromadorea, Rhabditida, Onchocercidae. The record is from the annotation of a GenBank genome assembly.
AUGCACUUGGCAGGAAAAUCAGUCCCGCAAGUAGUAAUCAACGAUAUCGUAGCACAAUUGAGGCACGACAACAUUAUUAAGUCAGUACAUGAUGUGAAAGCGGUUCGACAUGGAGUUGAGCAAGUUCGAUUUAAAGCAGAAGUAGAGUAUGAUGGACGAGCAAUCACCAAUUUGUAUCUUUCGGAGUCAUGUCACAUCCCUUCUGUCAUUGAG